Molecule: messenger RNA, 1470 nt
Organism: Sclerotinia borealis F-4128
Lineage: Eukaryota; Fungi; Ascomycota; Leotiomycetes; Helotiales; Sclerotiniaceae
Source: the annotation of a GenBank genome assembly
AUGCCGGAAGAACAUAUUCGUAAGCCAGACAAGGACUUCUCCAAUGAGGUUGACAAACAGCUUCCAGAAGCUGAGCAGCUUGCACAGACAAAUGUUCAGGGUGCUAUUGAGAAACUUACGGCAUUGGAGAAACAAACAAGACAGGCAUCAGAUCUUGCAUCGACAUCUCGAAUCCUCGUCGCAAUUGUCACCAUUUGCAAAAACGCUAGCGAUUGGAGUUUAUUGAAUGAACAAGUUCUGCUACUAUCGAAGAAACAUGGCCAAAUCAAACAAGCUACAACAAAGAUGGUACAGGUGGUGAUGGAGUUUUUGGAUUCGACGCCAAAUCUCGAAACGAAGCUUACCGUCAUCGAGACUUUACGAACAGUCACGGAGGGGAAAAUCUUCGUCGAAGUUGAGCGUGCCCGCGUCACAAGAAUUCUUUCCAAUAUCAAGAAGGAACAGGGUGAUCUCAAAUCUGCAACAGACAUCUUGUGCGAGUUGCAAGUGGAGACAUUUGGAUCUAUGGAGAGGAGAGAAAAGACAGAAUUCAUCUUGGCACAAGUCGCAUUAUGUAUAGAGAAUAAUGACUGGACACAAGCUGGAAUAUUGAGUCGGAAGAUCAGUACCAAAUAUUUGUCAAGGAAGCCAAAGAAGACUCCAGAUGAAUUAGUAAAGGAAGCAGAGGAUCGAGAGAAGAGAAGAAAGAAGGGAGAGGAUGUUCCAGAGCCAAAGGAGGAUGAUGUUACUGAUCUUAAGUUGACAUACUACGAGCAUCAAAUUACCUUGGCAAAGCAUGAUGACAAGUAUCUUGAUGUCUGCAAGCAUUAUAGACAGGUUCUUGAUACGGAAGCUGUCGAAGAGGACCCUCACAAGCUGCAUUCCGUGUUGCAAAGAAUCAUCUACUAUGUCAUCUUAGCUCCUUACGAUAACGAACAAUCCGAUCUCCUCCACCGCGUACACAAAGACACCCGUAAUAGCCAAGUCUCACUCGAUGCUCAACUCCUCAAGCUAUUCACCAUUCCCGAACUUAUGCGAUGGCCCGAAGUAUCAAAGAUAUUUGGACCACACCUCUGCAGUACUGAUAUUUUCGAUGUUUCACAAGGUCAAUCCGCCGACCUCAAGGCAAACAAACGUUGGGAAGAUUUACGCAAACGUGUCAUUGAACACAACGUUCGAGUUGUUGCCAAAUACUAUACCAGAAUUCAAAUGCCUCGAUUGACUCAACUUCUUGAUUUGACCGAAGACGAGACGGAGAAAUACAUCAGCGAAUUGGUCACUGCUAAGACUGUGUUCGCCAAGAUUGAUAGGCCUGCUCGUAUCGUCAACUUCGCUAAACCAAGAGAUGCGGAUGAUGUCCUUAAUGAGUGGAGCGGAAACAUGAAGAGCUUGUUGGGUUUAUUGGAGACAAUUGAUCAUUUGAUCACUAAGGAGGAAAUGAUGGCUAGAAUUCAACCAACCAAAUCACCAAAGGAUUCAGGAAAGGUCUAG